AUUGAAGGCACUGGCAGCCCUGCCUCUAAGGGGAGGGUAAGAUAAGAGUCCGUUGGAAAUCCUCCUCGAGUCAGAGUCUCAUAAUCAACGCAACACAGACAGCUCGCGCGCGCCCGUGCACGCGCUGGAUAUUGAUAAGGAAACUAAAGAACUAAGUUAUAUAAUACAUGUCGCUUUAAUUACGGACCGAACGAGAUGCUGGACGGAGAGACAAUCUUGGAUUGGAAAGACUUUUUUUAGAUAUAACUUUUAUUUUUUUUAAGGGUGAUGUGGAGUCAGAGAAGAUUUUGUACAACACAAAGGACGACAUGCAUCACUAUUUAGGAGACUUAUAAAACUUAAAUGCGUGUGGUCACACUUGACCAAGUACUUGGGUUUCCUCUGUAGCCUGCUUUUUGAUGUCGGAUAUUAAAAAAGAGACGUCUUUAUUGGCCUGGAUUUUGUAAAACGAUUUUUCUCAAAUUAAUUGAAUCACAAGCUGUGGGAUUUUGGGGCUGUGCUGGGAAACUCUCUUCGCGUUAAUCCGCAAACUGCUUUUCAAAGGACUUCAAAUGGGCCACAGAAAAGAGACUCAUUCUGCCGUGGAGGGCAAUCUGAAUGUUUGCGCACUGAGAGGAAUGUCAAGCCUCCGCAGCCGCUGAGGGGCUCACAACUGCUGUUUCAUUAACCUGGUAUUUGCUCGAGAGCCGCUGUCCCGCGCGCCCGGUGCUGAGCGUCUCGUGCGUGCGCGUCUCUCUCGAUGCGCGCUGUCCCGCGGAGCCCCGCAGCGGCACGGCAGCAAGAUGAGAUCGCGGAUCCCGCUUCUUCUCGCGGUGCUGGCGGCGGCGUGUCUGCAGUUCGGCAGCGCGGAGGGCGAUCCUCUCCCGGCUGCUGUGGUCGAUCUGGUAAAGAGUGGAUCUGUGUCGUCUGUGCAGGAUUUGCAGUUUCUAUUGUCCAUAGAGGUUGAGCCAGAUGAUCACAGUUACAAUGACAGCAGUAACCGUCUGCCACGGAGUCUCGAUGCUCAGCCCGCUCAGCAAGCCGUCUGUAAGGUCCGGACGGAGGUCAUUGAGGUCACACGCUCCAUGUUGGACCGUAGUAAUACACAUUUCAUGUUGUGGCCUCCAUGUGUGGAAGUCCAGAGGUGUUCAGGCUGCUGUAAUACCAAAAGUUUGCAGUGCGUUCCUGUACUCACACACACACGAUACCUUCAGGUGAUGAAGAUACAAUACGUGAACAAGCGGCCGCUCUAUGACAAGGCUGUCGUCUCUGUCCUCGAUCACGUAGAUUGCCGCUGUCAACCGGUUCCUCGCACCACCCAGCGCAAGAAGUCGUCCACCAACAAACAGGAACCACGCGAUCGUUCAGGAAAAUCUCACUCUAAAGUUGAGCUCCACCAGAGGGACGAAUUCAAACCCAACCAGAGGCUCAGCUUGGAGGACCUGCUCAGCCACAGCUGGAUACCAAAAGAGAGGCUCCACGAAUCGGGACCACCAGAUGCUUUUCUACCCUCUGGGGAUAUCAAGCUCCACACAGGCCGUGACGGCUGGGGUCUGAACGAGACGCAGUAUGGCGGGGGCAAAGGUCAUCACCAUUACCCUGUCGAUGCACAGAGACAUCAUGGCAGCACAAAUGACACGGGGGUGACGGGUCCGUUACCGAAUCACACAGAGAAGGCAGAAAUUGAGGACGUAGAUUCUCUGAACAAUUUAACAAAGGCUGUUGAAAGAGAACGAUCAAAUGCACAAAACAAUGCCAACCGAAGUACAACCAAUCGGACAACGGAAUAUAAGAUUACGCCAACGGAACUGACAAAUAAAACUUUGAGGCAUCAGUCAAAUCUCAAACACGAAAUCAAUCACACAGGAAGUAAAGAAGUGGAUCAGUUACAAAGACACAAUCUCAAUUUUGCAGGGACCAAUCAAACGGAUCAGAUUGUCUCCGAAUCGGCAGAGAAAGCCAAACAACAUCAAGGAGAUUUGUUUCGGCCUCUUGAGGUGAACAAUAAGACUUCAGAUGUUGAGAAGAGAGAGGAUGAGAAGGAAGAUGACAAGAUGAGCCCAGAACAAAAACCAAAGGACAAGGAGAUGGAGGACCUGCUGUUACUGCACAAACUUUUAGAAGAUGAAGAAAAACAGAAACAUCACCUCAAAGCUCAACAAACGAACAGAGAACAGGAUGAGAAACUACAGCACCUCCACCACAAACAACACACAACCACACAACAAACAGGAACCAUAUCUCCUCCAUUGCAGCGUUCUCCUCCGCGCACACCUCCCCGACCUCCGCCACAGCCACCGAAUCGCAGAAGAAAACAGCGUAAACGCAUUAGCAAAUCAGCCAUGAGAGCUCUUCUCAUGUAGGACCAACACGACAGAAAAGAUGUUCAGAUGGAUGCAGCCACUCCCAUCCGAGAUCUUAUUUAUAUAACCUUCCCGGGACAUUAAGAAUUACUGCACUAAUCACCAAUCAUACCCACAAAACUCUCACCUCUCACAACAUGAUGCUCCCAAUUUCCACCUUAAUUUAUGAGGAGAAGGACAAUCGUGUCACAGAAUGUGCUGCAGAUUUUGGGUCUUUUGCCGGAUGUUCCUAUUGAAUUCUAUAGAAUGGAUGUUCAAGCUGAGAGAUACAAAGUCAGACUUAGGGACCGUGACUGAAAAAGUUCUACAUGUUGGAAGGACUGAACUCCACACUGGACACUAAACGAAUUUGCAGUGAUAAAGAAUGAACAAAAAAUCUAUUUCCCACGAUCAUAGGAAACGGUUUAGUUGCAGCUGUGCUACAUCCUGUUGUAUUGCAAUCAGAAAAUAGUUGUAAUUUCUGUUUUUGUUGUGGGAUUGAUGCUAAAACUGAGGCCUGAAGAGUAUCCAUCAUCUGGCACAAAAAGAGGAGCAUCACAUUUUAAAUGAUUCCCUUUUGCAUACACAGAGAGAUAAUUAUGCAAAAUUUUACUUUAAUACAUUACCAAGCAAAUGCACAAACUACCUUUGCUAUAACUGUUUGCCGUUUCAUUUUUUAUUAUUAUUUAAGCAAUUCUUAACACUGGAAAUUCACACAGGAUGAAGAAAGGGAAAAGCAUUUCUAUCUCAGUUACUUCUCUUAGAGUGUAAAGGUGCUACAUUAUAUAUAACACGAAGCAGUAAGAGUUUUAUCAUUAAUAUUAUUUAUUAUUAAAUCACAGCAGAACCAGCGUUUUAUCAUACUCUUACAAAACACUCACCAAGAGACCAACAUGUUUAAAAUGUGGAUUUUUGUUUCCGCAUAGGUCAUUGUCUGUCUGUCUGUGUUGGAUCUGUACUAAACUGUUGGUGCGGAAUUUGCACCCAUUUUUAUACACAGAAUAAAACUGAAACACUAA
Molecule: messenger RNA, 3340 nt
Organism: Triplophysa dalaica
Lineage: Eukaryota; Metazoa; Chordata; Actinopteri; Cypriniformes; Nemacheilidae
Gene: pdgfbb
Product: platelet-derived growth factor beta polypeptide b
Exons: 7
Coding region: 783-2342 (519 amino acids)
Biological process (GO): positive regulation of cell population proliferation; positive regulation of MAP kinase activity; positive regulation of ERK1 and ERK2 cascade
Cellular component (GO): membrane
Molecular function (GO): platelet-derived growth factor receptor binding; growth factor activity
Source: RefSeq, a predicted model, not a curated record